UCAGAGCUGCAAAGGCUUCAGAAAAAGUUGCAUGCUCAACUCAACUGUCAAUGUAAUGUCAAUGAUACAAAAACAAUCACAACUUUGGAGGUUAAGUACUUUGUAUUAUUGUUGAGAACGCAAGGUACUGUAGUAAAUUAGUAAAACUUAACUUAUAAGUAUAUUUAUUCUUGUAUGAAGCAUCUUUUAUGUAUAGCCUGCAAGAUACUGAAAUAGUAAGAAAAUGGCCGAUAUAUACAAACUUAUACAUCCAGUUAAGUACUUCAAUGACUACAUAUCAAGAGAAGUUCGUCCAGAUGGAAGAGAAUUUCAUGAACAACGAAAUAUAAAAUUAAAUGUAAAUUCAAUUAAAUCUGCGGAUGCCUCAGCUGUAGUUAAAUGUGGAAACACCACUGUAGUCUGUGGUAUCAAGUUGGAACUAGCUACACCAAAAGCCGAAGAGCCAGAUUUCGGUUUUGUAGUGACAAACAUAGAACUUCCACCUUUAUGUUCGUCAAAGUACAGGCCUGGCCCUCCUUCAGAUAAUGCACAAGUCACCAGUAAUUUGGUAUCAGAUAUCAUCAUUAAUUCAAAAUGUAUUGACCUUAAAGAUCUGUGCAUUGCAUCAGAUAAAUUAGCAUGGGUACUGUAUUGUGAUAUGGUUUGCAUGGACAAUGAUGGCAGUUUAGUGGAUGCCUGUCUUAUUGCGCUCAUGGCCAGUUUGAAAACAUUGACUCUUCCAACAGUAACCUAUGACUCUGAAACUGAAGAGAUUGCUGUAGAUACAAGCGUGAGAUCAAAACUAAAUGUACAUGGACUGCCAGUUGCUACAAGUUUUGCAAUGAAUACACAAGAGCAAAGGAAUAUUAUUCUGGCCGACCCAUCAUCUUAUGAAGAGGAUAUGUGUGGAGGGCUUGGUGCCAAUUUAAUUAUAUGCUACAAUAAAGGAUUCAUUUGUGGCUCUCAAAAAUUUGGUGGCAGCAAUUUAUCAACAGAAUGUGAACGAAAAGCGCAUAAAAUUGCUAAAGAAAGAGCACAAAUAGUUGAAGAAGUAAUUAAUGUUUGCUUAAAAAACUAUGAAAACGACACAAACAAUCAAUAAACAUAUCUUAAUACA
Molecule: messenger RNA, 1096 nt
Organism: Trichoplusia ni (cabbage looper)
Lineage: Eukaryota; Metazoa; Arthropoda; Insecta; Lepidoptera; Noctuidae
Product: exosome complex component RRP43-like
Exons: 5
Coding region: 224-1081 (285 amino acids)
Biological process (GO): TRAMP-dependent tRNA surveillance pathway; nuclear polyadenylation-dependent rRNA catabolic process; U5 snRNA 3'-end processing
Cellular component (GO): cytoplasmic exosome (RNase complex); nuclear exosome (RNase complex)
Source: RefSeq, a predicted model, not a curated record